CUUAAGGCGAACGUGCCCUUCACGCGGACUCAGGGAGCACAUUGCAGUGCGGCUCCUUUAAACGUCGUGGUGACACGUGUGUGAGGCUCUGGAGGCCCGGAUGGUGCGCAUGCUGGCCCGGCCCGGAUCGGACGCUGGUGCUGCGCGGGCCUUCCGCGGGUUCCCGAGAGGCCUAGGAGGUCGAGGUCGGGCGCGGCGGAGCGCAGGAGCUUCCGCGGGGCUUGGGACGAGGAGGGUGCGCGUUCUACCCGCGGGUUUUGGGGACUCCAGCGAAGGCUGACAGGUGCUGGCCUGUUCUGGACUCUACACUUGGCGGUGUUGGUGACCGAGCAGGCUGAAGUCCAGGGGAGCGCCUUCCCGGUCAGUUCCGUUCCUCCCUUGAGAACCUGGUUCCCUUACCUGCUGCAGAGAGAAGCAGCAGCCAGGCACGGGCACCCCAGGUAAGAUAUUGUCAUCUCCAUGCGUGCCACUCGAGAAGCUGGGCUGCUUUGUGUUGUCUUAAAUAAAGUAGCCAUGGGAACCUGAUGGUGACUCUUCUCAGCUCUCCGCCUGGACUAGGAAUGCACCAUGCCUAUAGUCGAUAAGCUGAAGGAGGCUCUCAAGCCUGGCCGCAAGGACUCGGCCGAGGAUGGGGACCUGGGCAGGCUGCUGGCAGCCUCUGCCAAGAAGGUGCUUCUGCAGAGGAUUGAGUUUGAGCCGGCCAGCAAGAGCUUCUCCUACCAGCUGGAGUCCUUGAAGAGCAAAUACGUACUGUUGAGCGCCAGGGCUGAGGGAGCCAGUCGCCACAGGAGCGGAGAUGAACUCCAGGCCAGGAAACCAGGCACCGAGCGUGUGUCUGGAAGUGGAGGCGACGGAGUCCCUGCCCCGCAGAAAGUGCUCUUCCCUGUGGAGCGUCUGUCCCUGAGGUGGGAACGUGUUUUCCGAGUUGGCGCAGGGCUGCACAACCUGGGUAACACCUGCUUCCUCAACUCCACCAUCCAGUGCUUGACCUACACACCACCUCUGGCCAACUACUUGCUCUCCAAGGAGCACGCACGGAGCUGUCACCAAGGGGGCUUCUGCAUGCUGUGUCUCAUGCAAAACCACAUGGUCCAGGCCUUUGCCAACAGCGGCAAUGCUAUCAAGCCCGUCUCCUUCAUCAGAGACCUGAAAAAGAUUGCCCGGCACUUCCGGUUCGGGAACCAAGAGGAUGCACACGAAUUCCUGCGGUACACCAUUGAUGCGAUGCAGAAGGCCUGCUUGAAUGGCUACGCUAAGUUGGAUCGGCAGACACAGGCUACUACCCUGGUGCAUCAGAUCUUUGGAGGCUAUCUCAGGUCCCGAGUGAAGUGCUCUGUGUGCAAGAGUGUCUCAGACACAUACGAUCCCUACUUGGACAUAGCACUGGAGAUCCGGCAAGCUGCAAAUAUUGUGCGCGCUCUGGAACUUUUUGUGAAGUCAGAUGUCCUGAGUGGAGAGAACGCCUAUAUGUGUGCUAAGUGUAAGAAGAAGGUUCCAGCCAGCAAGCGCUUCACCAUCCAUAGAACAUCCAAUGUCCUGACUCUGUCCCUCAAGCGCUUCGCCAACUUUAGUGGGGGGAAGAUCACCAAGGAUGUUGGCUAUCCAGAGUUCCUGAACAUCCGUCCAUACAUGUCGCAGAGCAGCGGUGAUCCUGUCAUGUAUGGGCUCUAUGCUGUCCUGGUGCACUCAGGCUACAGCUGUCACGCUGGGCACUACUACUGCUAUGUGAAGGCCAGCAAUGGACAGUGGUACCAGAUGAACGACUCCUUGGUCCAUUCCAGCAAUGUCAAGGUGGUUCUGAACCAGCAGGCCUACGUGCUCUUCUAUCUGCGGAUUCCAGGCUCUAAGAAAAGUCCUGAGGGCCCUGUCUCCAGAGUGGGCGCCACUCUCCCUAGCCGUCCCAAAGUUGUUCCAGAGCACUCCAAGAAGAGCCCUGGCAAUGGGGUUGUUCCCUCCCCGCUGAUGGCAAAGCGACAAGACUCUGUAAUGAUGAGAAAGCUCCCAGCCCCUGAGGAGGUUGGCGUACCUGUGUCCAGAAAUGGCUCCCUUCCUGGCCUGAAGUUACAGAACGGAUGUGCUCCUGCCAAGACACCUGCCGGGUCCCCGUCCCCAAGACUCACGCCCACGCCCACUCAUAUGCCCACCAUUCUGGAUGAGCCCGGAAAGAAGGUGAAGAAGUCAGCCCCACUGCAGUCUCUCACCACAUCUCCAACCACUUCUCAGGGCUCUCCUGGGACCGGCGAGUCCCGGAGCCAGCGGCCCGGCUCCUGGGCAAGCAGAGACACCAUCUUCUCUACCUCCCCGAAGCUCCUGGCCAGAGCCAUUACUAACGGGCACAGGCUGAAGGGCGAAGGCAGUGGUGUGGACCUGGAGAAGGGGGAUUCAAGCAGCUCCAGCCCCGAGCACUCUGCCAGCAGUGACCCUGCCAAGGCCCCGCAGACCGCAGAGAGCAGAGCUGCGCAUGCCUGUGAUUCUCAGGGAACAAACUGUCCCACCGCUGGCCAUCCCAAAGCGCUGUUGAAUGGAGUAGAUGCCAAGAUGGUGAAGUUGAAGUCCCCGGCCCUGAGCAGCACCACAACCGAGCCCACAAGCCUCAUGUCUCCUCCACCAGCCAAAAAACUGGCCCUGUCAGCCAAGAAGGCCAGCACCCUGCGGAGGGCGACCGGCAAUGACAUCGGUUCACCUUCCCCCUCAGCAUUCUGCGACCUCACCUCCCCCAUGAAAGCCACCCACCCCGUCGUUGCCUCCACUGGGCCUGUCAGUAAGACCAGGACUGCUGCACCUGCCCCCCGACCGUCCACCCACCCCCACUCUGCAUCUCUGUCCAGUAGUAGUGCCAAGCCCUUAGGGACAUCAGAGCCACAGAGCUGCCGCCCCUCUGCCUGGACACCCCUGCCUCAGGUCAAUGGACACUUCACGUCCCACUUACACCAACUGCCAGAGGCCAGCGAGGCCCUACACAGCCCCUCCAAAAAGAGGAAAAAGACCCCUAAUGGAGAUCCCCAGAGACUGGGCAUCGACACGCUCCUCCCACAGUGCCUCAGGGGAGCACCUGCAGCAGCACGCAGGAAGAGAAAGAAGAGGUGCUCGGAGGGUGAGGGUGCCACAGCUCCCAAGCAGGAAGGCCAAUUUCAGGACCAGUCUUGGAGUUCCGGGAGCCAGAAGGAAGAGGGUACGCAGCCCCAGGUAAAUGGCCAUCAAGUGAGUCACAUUCUGGACAGUUACCAUGUGAGCAGCAGGAAAAGGAGGAAGAGGAAAAGAUCGGAAGGACUCAGCCAGGAAGCCACCCCGUCGCAGGACCUAAUUCAGCACAGCUGCUCCCCUGUAGACCACAGUGAGCCUGAGGCCAGGACAGAGUUGCAGAAGAAGAAGAAGAAGAAAAGAAGGAAAAGAAAGCCCGAGCCACAGCAGGAUGAAGAGAGCAAGCACCCAGGAGACCAGAGGAGCCCAAGGCCCAGUGUCACCCCAGUCCCUGCGUUGAGUGUGAAUGGCCAUCUUCCUAGUGACUGCUUGGGGCUGGGACAAGCACCUCUCGUUACCUGGAACAGAGAUCAGGAACCCGAUGUGGUCCAGGCGUUGCUUCAGGACUCAUCUGAUAAGGCUUAUGGGAAAAAAGUUUUGACCUGGGAUGGCGAGCCUUCAGCCAUCAGUCAGGACGCCAUCAAAGACAGCAGACUAGCCCGGACCCAGACCGUGGUUGACGACUGGGAUGAAGAGUUUGAUCGAGGGAAGGAAAAGAAAAUUAAAAAGUUCAAGAGAGAAAAGAAGAGAAACUUCAAUGCCUUCCAGAAGCUUCAGAGUAGGCGCAACUUUUGGUCUGUGACGCAUCCUGCUAAGGUGGCCAGCCUCAGCUAUCGCCGCUGAGCUUGCUGUGGCCAUUAGAGGAAGAGCAGUGUGCCUGUGCCACAGCAUCCAGAGCUGUCACAUCACAUCCUUGGAGCUGUCUGCUUGGAUCUGAGGAUCGCAUCGUGCAUGGUCAUGGUGGAGGCUCCUGGUCCCACUGUUCACAGAUGAUCCGGUGCAAGUGCUCAGCUCAGGGCCUCUGGUGGUUUCACGUUGAACCUCACAAGAGAAAACCUGGCCUGUGGUGUCAUGCUGACAGUAACCUUGGAGACCUCUGGAAAGGUUGAGCAUCUUCCUCAUAGACCUGUGGUCCAGUAGGAACACCGUUCCUGGCCUGGGGCUGUCAGAUAAGGAACAGAGGCCAGGGUGGCAUUUGGUGGUGCCUUUUCUGGUGAGCUGUCCUUUGCUCUCUGAAGCUGGAGCUGUCUCGUGGCUCUCCUCUCAGAGGGGCCUCUGUAUGACUGACUAUCAGCUGCAACAAGAACAAGCCCUGCUGACUGCACUGCCCCCAUCCCCACCCCCAAAGUGCAUCUCCUUGAAAGACCACCACUUCUUCCAGAAAGCUGCAGCUGCUGGGCAGGGAGAGCCUCUGCUUCCGUGGCUGCCAGCCCUGCGGGGAGACUGGCAAGCUCCCGCAUCUGCCACAACCUGUGGAUCUCUGUCAAGGUGGUGGUCUUUAGAGACGAAUUCUCCGUUAUUUUACUACUUACGAUAAAGCCUUUAUUUUUGACCAGGCCUGUGGCUACCAGUAGCAAUAUGUUUCUCUAAUAUGCAGACACUGGCUUUGUUUGCUCAAUUUUGUGAGUGCUUUGACAUUGACAUGAUCUCCUUCCCUGUCUUGCUCAAGCUGCCCCUAUGGACUUAGGGUUAACAAACAAGACUCCUCACCCAGGAGACAGAAGGUGCCAGAAGGUUCCUCCUCAUGGGGUGCAUCUCUUCGUUCCCCAAGCCCCAGCCUGCUCUGGGCUGGGCUCCUAGUCUGGGCCUCUUGGGAGCGCUGGAGCUGCCUCUCAUUUCCAUGUGUAGCGUUCUGUUCAGCUGCAGGCUCAGGGUCUUACUUGCUGCAGAUGUGGGAAGAAAGGGUUGUGUUCUCCGUGGGCCGGAGUUGAGGUCCUGUUUCUGUGUGGGUGUUUCCUUCCUGUCUGUUUCUUUCCCUUUAGAGAAAAGGCGAGAACAGUGCCCCUCGAUGGGUCUGCUGGUGAGUGAGUCUUCCAGCUGUAUGCGAUGGUCCUUGUGUGGCUGCUGUCUGGAUAUUGUGUCUGGGAGUGCUGUGGGCUCCGUGUUCUCUCAGAGGGGGGCAGGGACCGUCCUUCUGAGGUACUGCCAUCCUUCCUGUAGCAGCUGCUUCCUGGGUACAUUGGUUUUCUUUACAGCCUUCUCUAGUAGAAAGGUGUAAAGCUGCCAGCACAGAACUGAUCUGUCUUCCGUGUCUCCUCAGAUUGGUUCCUUCCUUUGUGCUCUAGAUUACGCAGUGUAAAGUCUCCUCCAGGGGCACGUAGUCCACUGCCUCUUAGGCAGUCAUGAUCCCCCAUCUACUGUCCUGACUUCUGGCAGCGUGUGUUGCUGUCAGUGAUGGCAAGUCCUUUUCUUCCUUAGAAGCCAUUAGGAACAGGUCAUGGGUGGAAUGAGUUCUUGGUGGCGUACUGACAUAAAUAAUUGAAGCUUUCCUAAAAGUAGUCAUUUUGUUGGGUCAAAUCAAAUCAGUUUGAACUUUGUGCUUGGCAGUAGACAUGUUUUAGGCCCAUUUGCAGAGGGCCACCUCCCUGGUGUUUCUGUUCUUGCUCACCUGCCUGUUAGGGGCUGUUUCCAUCCAACAUCCUGUGUGGCUGCGUCUGUAUGUGUGCAGGAAUCCCCGUACUCUUCCACUUCCUCUUCAGGGGUCCCCAGAUAUUGCCAAGAUCUUGGUGCAAUAAAGUAAUGCAUUUUUUUUUUGUGAUA
Mus musculus (house mouse) is the source of this 5781-nucleotide messenger RNA. It is a transcript of the gene Usp36, whose product is annotated as ubiquitin specific peptidase 36. Lineage: Eukaryota; Metazoa; Chordata; Mammalia; Rodentia; Muridae. The record is from RefSeq and is a predicted model, not a curated record. Bases 568 to 3864 code for a protein of 1098 amino acids. Gene Ontology annotation, cellular component: nucleolus; cytoplasm; nuclear speck. Gene Ontology annotation, biological process: chromatin remodeling; chromatin organization; protein deubiquitination. Gene Ontology annotation, molecular function: histone H2B deubiquitinase activity; K48-linked deubiquitinase activity; cysteine-type deubiquitinase activity. The transcript is spliced from 22 exons.